CAGCGGCCGGGGCGCUGCCCCGUGCCGGCGGCGGGCGGGGGAGAGCGGGCAGCCAUGGGGUCGCGCAGGAUCCGCCCGGUCUGGCGCGGCGGAGCUCACCCGCCCGGGCGUCGGGGCGCGGGCGGGGCGGGGUGGUCCCACCCCCGCAGGCGGAGCCGCGUCCGGUCGACAAGAUGGCGGCGGGCCUGAGGGCGCUGCGGCGCUGGGGGCUGGUGACAGCAGCACCACGACCGAGCCUUGCUUUCACUCGUUCUGCAUCUGUUGUGAAUAAAGUGAGUAAUGCCCAACCAAACUGGCUGGGAGUUGGCUUGGCAUUUGGCACCAGUGCUGCCUUGUGGGCUCUGCUUGUCAAGCAGCAUAAUGAAGAUGUAAUGGAAUAUGAAAGAAGAAAGCAAGCGAGAGACCAUAAGUGUAGAGAAUGUUCAUAG
Messenger RNA from Passer domesticus (house sparrow), 428 nucleotides. RefSeq names its product NADH:ubiquinone oxidoreductase subunit C1 (gene NDUFC1). NCBI's taxonomy places the organism in Eukaryota, Metazoa, Chordata, Aves, Passeriformes, Passeridae. The record is from RefSeq and is a predicted model, not a curated record. Gene Ontology annotation, cellular component: mitochondrion. The transcript has 3 exons. The coding region runs from base 174 to 428 and encodes 84 amino acids.